ACGAGUCCGUGAGUUCACAAGUCCAGAGAAGGAGGAGUGUCGAGAAACGGCCUGAGUGUUUGUGUCUCCAGAGGAAACAUUUCAUCUCCUGCAGGAACAAUGACUCCAGUUGAGGCUUUGAGAGAGUUUAUUCAGCAGCGACUCACUGCUGCUGCUGGAGAAAUCUUCACCGCGUUUCAACAAACUCUCCUCCACUACGAGAAGGAGAUGAAUGUUCAGGACAGACUGCUGGAAAUCACAGGAGAACUUCCAGUCCCGUUCUCCAGAGCAGAGAGUCCACAGCAACACAUUAGUAACCAGAAGACCAGUUCCAGUGGUGAGCAGGAGGAACAUGAAGCUCCACACAUUAAAGAGGAGGAGGAUCUUGUUGAGAUGAGCGUUACUGAUGGUGGAAGUGAGGAUUCCCACCACUCUGUGAGAGACUCCACCACCCGGAGACUCACUGCUGCUGCUGUGGAAAUCUUCAACCUGUUUCAACAAACUAUUGUCCAGUACCAGGAGAAGAUUGAUCGCCGACACAGACUGCUGGACGUCAUCUUCCAGCCUGAAAUCAAGUUACACAGAAUCGAGCUCCAACAGCACCGUGACUGUAGAGAGGAGCAGGAAACAAACUACUGUCUAGAAAAGGAGGAAGCAGAACCUUUAGAGAUCAAAGAGGAACCAGAAGAACCAGAACCUCCACAGAUCAAAGAGGAACCAGAAGAUCCAGGACCUCCACUGAUAAAACAAGAACCAGAAGAACCAGGACUUCUACAGUCUCCAGAGGACCAGGAGGAACCAGGGCCUCCAGAGAUUGAGGAGCGCGAGGAUCUCGGUAGCAGCCAGACUGGAGCGCUUCCUGUUGUGAUGUUUGAAAGUGAAACCUUGAAGGUUCCUUCUGUUGAGGAGCAGAGUGGCCUGAGUGAACCAGAAGAAGAACCAGACACUGAGCAGCUCCUCUCUCAGGACUCUGAAGUCCACCAUGAGAACAAACUGACUGACUGUCCAGUUUCAGAGAAGCAGGCUGAAUGUGAGGAAACAUGUGGUGAACCUGUCCGUAAAAAACCAAAACUAUGUCAGAAGGUGACAACGGUCACUGAUAAGAAGAAAACUUGUGACACAUGUGGAAAAAGCUUCAGUCAACAGAGUCAUUUGUUGGUCCAUAUGAGGAUCCACACAGGUGAGAAGCCGUAUUCUUGUGAAACAUGUGGGAAAAGUUUCAGUCGACAGAGCAUUUUGUUGAAGCACAUGAGAACUCACACAGGUGAGAAGCCUUAUUCUUGUGACACGUGUGGAAAAAGCUUCUGUGAGAAGAGUAAUCUGUUGCGCCAUAUGAGGUUUCACACAAAUGAGAAGCCGUAUUCUUGUGAAACAUGUGGGAAAAGUUUCAUUUUGCGGUGUACUUUGUUGCGCCACAUGAGAGUUCACACAGGUGAGAAACCUUAUUCUUGUGACACAUGUGGAAAAAGCUUCAGUGAGAAGAGUAAUUUGUUGAGCCACAUGAGAACUCACACAGGUGAGAAGCCACAUUCUUGUGGAACAUGUGGAAAAAGUUUCGGUCAACAGAGUAAUUUGUUGUGCCACACAAGGAUUCACACAGCUGAGAAGCCGUACUCUUGUGAAACAUGUGGAAAAAGCUUCAGUGAGAAGAGUAAUUUGUUGAGCCACAUGAGAACUCACACAGGUGGGAAGCCAUAUUCUUGUGAAACAUGUGGAAAAAGUUUCAGUCAACAGAGUCAUUUGUUGUGCCACACAAGGAUUCACACAGGUGAGAAGCCAUAUUCUUGCGGAACAUGUGGAAAAAGUUUCAGUCAACAGAGUCAUUUGUUAGGCCACACAAGGAUUCACACAGGUGAGAAGCCGUAUUCCUGUGAAACAUGUGGAAAAAGUUUCAGAAAUCAGAGUCCUUUGUUGGUCCACAUGAGGACUCACACAGGUGAGAAGCCGUAUUUUUGUGAAACAUGUGGGAAGAGAUUUCCUCAUCGUAGUUCACUGCUGCACCACCUUAAACGUCACAAAUAGAUGAAGCCAUGAAGGACUCUCUUGUAGAGCUCAUUCUGGAAGUUCAACUUGAUCCCCGAACCACAAGAGAGCAUCCAGUUUAAAGGAAAUGUUCCACAUUCAAACGCUGUUGAGACCAGAUCCACCUUCAGGAAU
Salarias fasciatus (jewelled blenny) is the source of this 2136-nucleotide messenger RNA. Its product is annotated as zinc finger protein OZF-like. NCBI's taxonomy places the organism in Eukaryota, Metazoa, Chordata, Actinopteri, Blenniiformes, Blenniidae. The record is from RefSeq and is a predicted model, not a curated record. The coding region runs from base 100 to 2001 and encodes 633 amino acids. Gene Ontology annotation, biological process: regulation of transcription by RNA polymerase II. Gene Ontology annotation, cellular component: nucleus. Gene Ontology annotation, molecular function: RNA polymerase II cis-regulatory region sequence-specific DNA binding; DNA-binding transcription activator activity, RNA polymerase II-specific. The transcript has 3 exons.